ACUCUGCGUGUGUGUUUGUAGUUAAAUAAAGUUCGGCGGUUUUGAAUGAAACAUGGCGGCCACUGCAGCAGGAUGUCAGCAUUAUGUCCGCAAAUGUUUGUUAAAAGCUCCUUGCUGUAAGAAGUUUUAUGUUUGUCGUCUCUGCCAUGACGAUGAUGAAAACCACAAAAUGGACCGUUUUCAAGUGAAAGAGGUUAAAUGUACCGUCUGCGAGUCCGUACAAGAGUCUCAGCAAGUGUGUCAUGGAUGUGGAGUGACGUUCAGCGAGUAUUACUGUGGUAUCUGUCACCUCUUCGAUAAAGACAAGAAGCAGUUUCACUGUCAGCAAUGUGGCAUCUGCAGGAUCGGCCCGAGGGAGAAAUUCUUCCACUGUGAGAAAUGCAAUCUGUGUUUAGCCAACGAUCUUCAGGGAAAACACAAGUGUGUGGAGAAUGUGUCUAGGCAGGACUGCCCUGUAUGUAUGGAGGACAUUCACACGUCUAGAAUUGGUGCACAUGUCCUGCUCUGUGGUCACCUGCUGCACAAGACAUGCUUUGAGCUCAUGUGCAAAAACGGUGCGUAUCGGUGUCCUCUCUGCAUGCACUCAGCGUUAGAUAUGAAGGGGUACUGGGAAGAGAGAGAUGCAGAGAUCGCUGAGUCACCCAUGCCACCAGAGUUAAAGAAUCGGAAAGUAAAGAUCCUGUGUAAUGAUUGUCAGCACCGGUGUACUGUAGAUUACCAUGUGUUGGGGAUGAAGUGCAAUGGCUGUGGCUCCUAUAACACCUCACAAGACUGAAUCAUCACCUGCACAACAACAAACUGAGCCUAAAAUACAUCGAUCUCCCAAACCUCACUGCUCAUCUCAUCAACUCCUUGACUCCUGUUCAAUUCUUUCUUUCAAACAGCUCCAUAAUUAACUGAGGUUAAACUGAAACAUUGUCCUGUGCUUCUUUUGUGAAAACAUCUGUAGCAAAACAUGUCAUCCUGCAGGGAUUAAUAAUAAUAAUAAUAAUGUGCUGGAUAUAACUGGUGUGGAAUUCAAUCUUGAGGUUGUUGGGAUCCAGACUUCGGUUUAUUGCAGCCAAUAAACAAAAACUCAGAAACCUUC
Messenger RNA from Tachysurus fulvidraco (yellow catfish), 1087 nucleotides. It is a transcript of the gene rchy1, whose product is annotated as ring finger and CHY zinc finger domain containing 1. Gene Ontology annotation, cellular component: nucleus. The transcript is spliced from 8 exons. The coding region runs from base 53 to 775 and encodes 240 amino acids. The record is from RefSeq and is a predicted model, not a curated record. Gene Ontology annotation, biological process: ubiquitin-dependent protein catabolic process; protein ubiquitination. Gene Ontology annotation, molecular function: zinc ion binding; ubiquitin protein ligase activity. Lineage: Eukaryota; Metazoa; Chordata; Actinopteri; Siluriformes; Bagridae.